AUGAACCACAAAAUCUUCAAGUCCAUCAUCCUCAGAACCCCCACCGUGCCCCGCUCCUUCCCCCCUCGCGGCCUCCUCGCACUCGCCGCCGUCGCCGUCCCCCUCGCCAUCUACGGCUACAACGGCAUCUGCAACGGUACGCACCACCCCCCCCUCUCCGCCCCCGACCCCCGACCCCCGCUCACCCCCGCCACAGUCGAGGGCGGCCACCGAGUCAUCAUCUUCAACAAAAUCUUCGGCGUCCGAGAAAAAAUCUUCGAGGAAGGAACCAUCUGGCGAUGGCCCGUCCUCGAGCAAACCAUCGACUACGACAUCCGUAUGCGCCCCAGGUCCAUAGGCUCCCUCACCGGAUCUAAAGACCUCCAAAUGGUCAAAAUCACCCUUCGAGUCCUCUAUCGCCCGGACCCUUCCAAACUCCCCACCAUCUUCCGCACCCUCGGCACCGACUUCGACGAACGCGUCCUCCCCUCCAUCGUCAACGAAGUCAGCAAAAGCGUCGUCGCCCAGUACAACGCCUCCCAACUCAUCGUUCAGCGCGAAAUCGUCUCGCGCACCAUCCGCGAACGACUCACCGACCGCGCCAAGGACUUCAACCUCCUCCUCGGCGACGUCUCCAUCACCCACCUCAGCUUCGGAAAGGAAUACAGCAACGCCGUCGAGUCCAAACAAGUCGCUCAACAAGAAGCCGAACGUGCCAAAUUCAUCGUCGAAAAAGCAGAACAGGAAAAACUCAGCGCCAUCAUCCGAGCCACCGGCGAAGCAAAAGCCGCCCAACUCAUCGGAGAAGCCAUCCAAUCUAACCCCAACUUCCUAACCCUCAGAAAAUACGACACCUCCAGAGAAAUCGCCAAACUUGUCUCAAACUCUCAAAACAAGGCCCUCCUCUCCGCCGACAUCCUUCUCCUCAACACACUCGGAGAACCCACUCGUCGUACCGAACACCAAUAAAACACCUCCCCGUCCGGAACACCCCUCUCUUCUCUCUCUA
This is a messenger RNA of Schistocerca gregaria, 988 nucleotides long. RefSeq lists its product as uncharacterized. The record is from RefSeq and is a predicted model, not a curated record. NCBI's taxonomy places the organism in Eukaryota, Metazoa, Arthropoda, Insecta, Orthoptera, Acrididae. The transcript has a single exon. The coding region runs from base 1 to 948 and encodes 315 amino acids. Gene Ontology annotation, biological process: mitochondrion organization. Gene Ontology annotation, cellular component: mitochondrion; membrane.